AUGGCCGUAAGAGCACCCUUGACGGGCAUAAGCUUGGCUUCAACACCCUCAGCCUCGUUACAUUCUCCCUCCUGUAACAAGGUAGUUGCAGUGAGGGUCCCACCUUUCAGAUCAUCUUUUCUUGGUCAUGGAGUGAGAGCUCUGAAAGUUGCACGGUCACAGCUAGCUCAUUCCAAUAGAUCCAAGUGUAAUGAUCAUGGUGGUGGCGCUCUUGGUGCUCGGAUGAACCUUUUUGAUCGAUUUUCUAGAGUUAUCAAGUCAUAUGCAAAUGCAAUCAUCAGCUCCUUUGAAGACCCAGAGAAGAUUUUAGAACAAACUGUGCUUGAAAUGAAUGAUGAUUUGAUAAAGAUGCGUCAAGCUACAGCACAAGUUCUGGCAUCACAAAAGCAGUUGGAAAACAAAUACAAAGCUGCACAACAAGCUUCUGAAGAUUGGUACCAUAGAGCACAACUUGCCCUUGGGAAGGGGGAUGAGGAUCUUGCUCGUGAAGCUCUUAAACGGCGCAAAUCUUAUGCU
This is a messenger RNA of Ilex paraguariensis (yerba mate), 516 nucleotides long. The record is from the annotation of a GenBank genome assembly. NCBI's taxonomy places the organism in Eukaryota, Viridiplantae, Streptophyta, Magnoliopsida, Aquifoliales, Aquifoliaceae.